Messenger RNA from Auxenochlorella protothecoides, 396 nucleotides. RefSeq lists its product as hypothetical. The transcript is spliced from 4 exons. The coding region runs from base 1 to 396 and encodes 131 amino acids. Lineage: Eukaryota; Viridiplantae; Chlorophyta; Trebouxiophyceae; Chlorellales; Chlorellaceae. The record is from RefSeq and is a predicted model, not a curated record.
AUGGUUCGCGCCCGCCUUGGCGACAUCCAGUUUUUCGUUUAUGACGCCCGGCGAGGGGCACGAGAAUCCACGGAGCUCGAGAAGCUGCUGGCCGUGUACCCCAGCGUGCCGGACCCCACGGAUCUGCUGUGGGCUGCCUCGGACUGGACCCGGACAGAGACCCAGAGGAGCGUCUGGCUGAGCGUCCAAGCGCAGCCCAGCAUCAGCCUUGGCCUGGCACUGGCCAAGUCUGCGAUCCCCCGACAUGCCACCGAGGACGGGGUGCAGGCCAUCCUGGUGCUCCUGCGCUCGCUGGUGGCUACCCUGCAUGGAGGGGUGCAGGCCCUGCUCGACGAGGCGAGUGGAGUGCUGGCGGUCCGUUUGACCCCAGCGGGGCUUCGGCCGGCGCCAGGCUGA